Dictyostelium discoideum AX4 is the source of this 4146-nucleotide messenger RNA. RefSeq lists its product as hypothetical. NCBI's taxonomy places the organism in Eukaryota, Evosea, Eumycetozoa, Dictyosteliales, Dictyosteliaceae. The record is from RefSeq and is a predicted model, not a curated record. Bases 1 to 4146 code for a protein of 1381 amino acids. Gene Ontology annotation, cellular component: microtubule organizing center; cytoplasm. The transcript has 2 exons.
AUGAAUGGAUGGGGAGAAAGUGACGAGAUAGAAGAUUUUGACCCAGAAGCAGAUUUAAAACAACAACCAUCACAAAAACAUCAACAACAACAACAACAACAACAACAACAAAAAUCAUCAACAACAACAACAACCACUACAACAACUAAAAUGAAUGGUCAUAAUAAUAAUAAUAAUGGUGGUGGUGGUGGACAUAAAAGACAACUUUCAUUCAAUCAAUUAAUGGAUUCUAUUUCAGGUACAUUACCAUUUCAAUUAGAUAUGAAUAAUGGUACUAGUAAUAGUAGUAGCAGUAAUAGUAAUAAUAAUAAUAAUAAUAAUAGAACCAAUACACCAAUUAAUAGAAUAUUUAGUAGUACAAAUAGUUUAGAAGAAUUACAAAAUGGUAUGAUGAUGAAUGGUGGUGGUGGACAAUCAACACCACCAAUAAUAAAUAAUAAUAAUAAUAAUAUAAAUGGUCUCAAACAAUCACAAGAUUAUGGUGAAACAUUAAAAGAGAUGAUUAAAACAAUUGAAAAUUAUAAGAAAGAAAACUUUGAUUUAAAGAUGCGUAUAUUUUAUAUGGAUAGUAGUUUAUCGAUGACUAGUGAAGAAAAAAAUAUGUUUCAACAAAAUAUUGAUUUAAAAGUUCAAUUGGAUGAAAAAACCAAACAAUUGGAAGAGAGGGAUAAUGUAAUUGUAAAAUUGGAUAAAGUGAAUCAAGUUUUAAAAGAGAAAUUAGAAAAACAAAAACAAAAAGAAGAGAAAUUAAAAAAUGAAAUUGAUCAAUUAUCAAAUAUAAUUUCAAAUCAAAAUGAUAAAGAUAAAGAUAAAGAUAAGAAAAAUAAAGAUAACCAAUCAUCAUCAUCAUUACAACAACAACCACAACUACCACAACAACAACAAGUUGUAAUUCAAUAUACAAAAGAUCCAGAAGAUAAAGAUAAAAUCAUUCAACAACAUAAUAUAAUUGAAGAAUUAAAUCAUAAAAUUGAUGGAUAUGAUGAUGAGAUUAAAGAUUUGAAGAAUCAAAUUUUAAACGCAAAUCAAGAAUUAAAGAAUCAAAAAAAGAAUAAUGAAAGAUCACAAAAACAAUUGGAGGAUUCGUUAAGGGAGCAAAGAGCUAUUGAACAAGAGAUAUUGGAUAAGAAUCAGGAAUUACAAUCGAUAAAUUUAGAAUUAAAGCAUAGAUUGGAUAGAUUGAAUAAUGAAUUGGGUGAACAGAAUCAAUUGGAUUCUCAAGAGAUUGAACAAUUGGAAAAGGAUUUAAAAUCUACUAGAUUGAAAUUGGAGCAAUUGAAAGGUCAUUAUGAACGUUUGAAACAGCAUUAUGAGGAAUUAAAGAAACAUUAUGAUGAACAGUUGGACACCAUUGAGCAGUUAAAAAACUCGAUUUUAGCUUACGAGAAUUUACUAAUUGAAAAGGAUCAUGAGAUUCAAUGCAUCUUUGAACAACAUCAACAAGAACUAAUACAAAUUCAAAACGAUCAUCAAAAGGCACUUGCUAAUAAGGUUGGUGAGAUCACAGAAUUGCGUUCACAAAUCAAGAGAAUUCGUGAAGAAUUCUAUGCAUCCUCAUUGGAAACUCAGCAUAGUCAAGCGAUUCACGAAAAUUAUAAACAAGAGAUACAAACACUCUCUAUGGAUAUUUCUAAAUUGCAUCAAUCCAAUCAGGAUUUAGAGUUACAAUUACAUUCUAAAACUAUUUUAAUCAAUGAUUAUGAGAGAGCGUUGAGUAAUUUAGAGAAUACUCAUAAGGAGUUGGUUGAUGAUGUUCAAAAGAAAUUACAUGAAUUUACAAUUCAAGCUGAUCAACAUCAAAAGGAGAAAGAUGAUUAUCGUUUAAUUGCAUCGGAAUUGGUUGUUGUUAAAAAUCAAUUAAAAGAAUUAAGAGUGGAUUAUCAAAAAUUGGAACAAUUAAAACAACAACAAUCCGAUCAACAACAACAACAAUUGAUUGACCAAAAACAAUACCAACAACAACAAUUUGAACAACAAAAACAAAAAUCUGAUCAAGAGAAUCAACAAAAGUUAAUUACUAUACAAAAACAAACCUCAAAACAAUUAUUAGAUCAAGAAACACUAUAUAAACAACAAUUGGAUAAAUUGGAGGAUACUUAUCUAUCGAAAUUGAAUAAUCAAAAUUCAAAUAAUCAUCAAAAAACUGAAACUUUUAUUAAAGAGAUGAAAGAGAAUUAUCAACAACUUCAUCAAAAGAAUAUUUUAAAUUUCUCAACAACUUUGAUAACUAUAUUAUCAACUAUUUCAAAUACAUUAAUACCUUCAGUUUUGGCUAAUCAACAACAACAGCAAUUGCUAUUCGAUGAGAAGGAAGAUCUACAAAAUUAUAUUAAAAAAUUAAAUAAUAAUAUCAAUGAUUCAACAAUAACUGAUCUUCAAGAAUUAAUUUCAUUAAAGAUUGAAGAAUGUAAACAAUUGAAUCAACGUGAAUUUGAUAAUGGUCUUGUUAAAAUUGAGAAUGAUUUCAAUCAACGUUAUCAACAAUUAUCAAUACUAUUGGAUGAGAAAUCAAUGUUAUUGGAUCAAUUGGAGACACAAUUGGUCGAGGCUAAACAAUUGACAACUCAAAAUCAAUUGAUUGGUCAAGAACAACUUCAACAACAAUAUCAACAACAUUUACAAACUUUUAAACUUCAAAUUCAACAACUUCAAGAUCAACUCAUUCAAAAUAGAAGACAAUAUCAACAAUCAUUUGAUGAUCAAGUUAAACAACUCUCUCAAUUUAAUCUUGAAAAUAAACAUUUAGAUCAAUCAAAUAAACAAUUACAACAAAAGUUACAACAACAAAUUACAAUUUUAAAUCAACAACAUCAAAUGGAAUUACAACAACAAUAUCAACAAUAUCAAAGAGAAAUUUAUCAAAUUCAACAACAAUUUAAAAAUUUAAAUAAAUUAAAUAAUAAUAAUUCAACUACUACAACAACAACAACUUCAUCAUCAUCCUCAUCAUCAUCGUCAUCAAAUAAUAUUAAUAAUAAUAUUAUUAAUAAUUCAAUUGGUAAUAAAAGAACACAUGAAGAUUUACAAACUGUAUCAAUAUCAGAUUUUGAUGAUGAUAGAAAUACUAAACUUGUUAAAAAAGAGAAUCCAAAAGAAAUUAAAGAGAUUAAAGAUAAAGAUUGGGUAAAGAAUACUAUUGAUAAUUUAUUAAAAUUAGAUAAAGAGACUAAAGAAUUAAAAGAUCAUAUUAAAAAGAUUGAUGAUGAUAUUAAAACAAAGAAAACUUCACUUCCACCAAAAUCAACUUUGGCAAAUGAUCAAAAACAAUUAUUUCCACCACAACCAAAAGAACCAAGACCAUCUCAAAUCUCUUCAUCUUUAAUAACUUUAAAUCCUGAUAUCAUUAAAAAUCAAGUGAAUUCUUUAGCUCAAAUUUUACAAUCUUCAACAAUUGGUGAUAAAUAUGAAAUUUCUCAUGAUUUUUUAGUUAAUAUUAAUGAACUUUUUAAAGAAUUACGUUUACAUAAUCAAUUAUUAUCUUAUGAGUUUGAUUCAAGAAAUAAUAAAUACAAAUCUUUAAUAAAUGAUAUAAAAGAAAAAAAACUUAAAUCAAGUAAAUCUUCUUCCUCCUCUUCAGCAACAACAACAACAGCAACAACAAACACAUCAAGUAGAGCUAUUAAACCAACUGCAAAACCAAAUGAAAACAAACAACAACAACAACAACAACAACAACAACAACAACAACAACAACAACAACAACAACAACAACAACAACAACAACAACCAAAUAACCAACAACGAAUCAACGAUCAAACCAAAUCAAUGUACAUACAACCUUCAUUGCAACCAUCCAAUAAUAAACAACAACAACAAAAAUCAGUUUCAUCAUCAACAACUACUGUUUCCAAGAACUCGUUAAAUAAACCAAUUGAAAAUGUUAAAUCAUUAAAUCAAUCACAAAUUCAACAACAAAAACAAACAACUACGACAACAACAACAACUACAAAUACGACUAGAACUCAACAACAACAGCAUCACCAAUCGAAAGAAAAUAUUAUCAAUAGUAAUGAUAUAAGAUUAAGUGUUGAACCAUUACAUAAGGAUCUUCAUAUUAAAGAAACUCCUUAUAUUAAAUUGGAAAACUCUCAAAAAAUUGAAACUAUUAACAAACAAUUAAAUUUACUUAAACAACAAAUAAAAUAA